AGCCGUAGUAUAGAUACGAUUGAGCGGAUGCAACCAACGCCAUUUCAACACCUCUUCCACUUCACUUCAUCCAUCCCUCUCCCUCUCUCUCUCUCUCUCUCUCUCUCUCUCUCUCUCUCUACUACAGAUCACCACCCCUCCCUCCACCGGACCACCCACACCACCCCCAUGGCCGAAACCCCAAUCCGGUUCGGCAUCCUCGGCUGCGCCGACAUAGCCCGAAAACUAUCACGAGCCAUAACCCUCGCCCCCAACGCCGCCCUCCACGCCGUCGGCAGCCGCUCCCUCGACAAGGCAGCCAAAUUCGCCGCCGUCAACGGCUUCCCCCCCUCCGCCAGGAUCUACGGCAGCUACGAUGCCGUCCUCGACGACCCCGACGUGGACGCCGUCUACGUCCCGCUCCCCACCAGCCUCCGCGUCACGUGGGCGGUCUUGGCGGCGGAGAAGAAGAAGCACGUCCUCUUGGAGAAGCCCGUGGCGUUCAACGUGUCGGAGUUUGAUCGGAUUGCGGAGGCGUGUGAAUCCAAUGGGGUGCAGCUCAUGGACGCUACCAUGUGGAUGCAUCAUCCCAGGACUGUUAAGAUGAACGAGUUUCUGUCCGAUUCGAAGCUGUUUGGCCAACUCAAAUCGAUAUGUAUGUCCAAAUGCUCGGUACUGUUGAAUUUUUCACUGAUUAUUUUAUUUGAUUAAGGAGAAAUAUUGUGACUGUUUUGAGGAUGAGGAAAUUGAUUUUUGAACUCUACUUUUUAUUGAUGGCAUUCCAAUUUUAACGUGAAGUUAUUAGUAACUUCAUAAAUAAAAUGGAGCGUUAUCAGUAAAAACUAGAACGCGAAUAUCAAUUUUUCUUUGAGAAUCUGGGUCAUCUUAUUUGACUGAACCAGAAAGGAGAUUACUCAAAUAGGGGCGGAGUCAAGAUUUUCGAUAAGUAGGGUCGAAAAUUUGAAUUAUGUAUGAUUCACUUUUUCUAGUUGCUAUUUGAACGGAACAAUCAAAUUAACAAGUUAAUAAAAAGUAGAUAUAUAUUAAUAACAAGAACAAUGAAACGUAAUUCACGUUUUGGGAAUUUUUGUAGUGGAAAUUCUAUUUUGACUUAUCUUUUUUCUAAGUACAAAACUCUUAUAUAUGGGUUAGAGCAAAAAUGAAUUUUAAAAAGGGGUCAAAUGAGUAAAAAUUAGGUAAAAAUUAUACCAAAUUUUAAAAAAAAUUAAAAGGCAGCGGGAUCGGCUGCCCCCUUGACUUUUAAUGCCUCCGCCCAUGUACUCAAAGUUUAUAUGAGGGGGCCCGGACAACCUCGCCUGAGUCGACAAAAAAAAGAGAGGAAAUUAUAAUGGUCAGGAUCGAAACAAACGUUCAGAAUUUUGAUACUCCUUGAUUACUCUUCAAACAAAUAGAAUUUCUUGUUUUAUGUAUCUGGUUGAUUUGACUUUUUAGUGAAUGGUUUAAAAUCAUUUCUAAAAUGAAUGAUUCCGAGUCUCCGGCCGUCCAGGGUGGUAGCAGUCGCAUUCUCCUCACGCCAUAUGGUGGAUCUCUCUAAUCUGAUUGAUGAAAUCUUAAAAUCACGGCAUCGCAUUAUAGAUUUUCCCAUACUAAUAAAAAGACUGCAGCAUUUCCUGAGCUUUGUUAAAUUUUCCGACAUGACACGAGAACACGACACGAAGUUAGCGGAUUAGAGUUAGCUAUUUCUGACACAGAACACGAAUAUGACACGAUACGAUAACACGAAAAGAUUAACAGGUCGGGUUAGGAUUGAGAGAAUUCUAACACGAAUACGACACGGGAAUUUAUGGAAGAACACUAUAAUACGACACGAAGUUAGUGGGUUAAGGUCGGCUAUUUCUGACACGAAAUAUAAAUAUGACACGACGCGAUAACACAAAAAGUUAAACAGGUCGGAUUACGGUUGAAAGAAUUCUGAUACAAACACAAGAUAAUACGACAUGACACGACACGAUUCCCACCUCUACCCAUGGCAUGAUCCUACUUAGACCUGGGUAACAAGUCGUGUCGGAUCGUGUUCGUGUCGUGUCAGUCGGGUUCGUGUCACAAACUGUUAGAAUCCUUCCAUAUUGGGCAUGAUUUGAUUCUUUGUAUCGUAACGGAUUCUUAGGAGUUAGGAUAGUUUAUAAUCUUUGAUUCUUAGGAAAUCAAUCCCACCAAUCAUGGGAUUGAACCAAUCACC
Molecule: messenger RNA, 2179 nt
Organism: Rhododendron vialii
Lineage: Eukaryota; Viridiplantae; Streptophyta; Magnoliopsida; Ericales; Ericaceae
Exons: 1
Coding region: 28-690 (220 amino acids)
Molecular function (GO): nucleotide binding
Source: RefSeq, a predicted model, not a curated record